AAUCCACCGAACUGUUUUUGGAUAAGGGUCGAAUAACCCCUUCUCAUUCCAGAAGACGUUAGAAACAAGAAGCCAAGGAAAAGGCCACUCCCCAGAUUGCUCAAAGAAAUCGAUCGCCGCCCCAAUGGAUUGCGGAUGUGCCCUGAGCUCUUUGUCGUCCUCAACCGCUUCCCCCAAAUUCACUUCAGCUCACAACAUGCUUGUUGGAAACACUACCUCAAUCUUCUGUUCUUUCAAUCAAAUUGCAACCAAUCAGGCUAACGGUGUCGUUUCACGUAGAUUUCACUCUCAGAUCCGUGCAGUUUCAAAUGAAGUAGGUAGCAGGAAUAAGAGAAUAAGCAGUCUUGAAUCUCUUUUUUGCUAUGACAAGUCUGUGCCUGAGGAAGUUAUAGAGAAACCUCUUGGGCUGUCUUUGGUUGAGAAAAAUAUCGGAAAUAAACCUCCUUGUGGUGGUUGUAAAGCAUCAGGCGCAGUACUAUGCAAAACGUGCUCUGGUUCGGGCUUAUAUGUCGACUCUAUUAUGGAAUGUCAAGGAAUUAUUGUUAAAGUUCGAUGCUUAGGUUGUGGUGGGAGUGGAAACAUAAUGUGCUUAGAAUGUGGCGGCCGAGGUCAUCAAUGAAUCCCAUUUUUUGGCUGUGUUUGGUUAGUGGCGUAUUGGGGGCAAAACGCCAUUCUUUUAACAAAGAAAAUGCAAGAAUAUCUUUGAGCAUGAAACGCCAAGAAACAAACAUCACCUUUGUUGUUUAUACUCAUAAUGUAUGUUCUGUAGCUCUACAGAGUUGAAUCUAUAAGAGUGAAACACACCAAAAUCAAGACUUCAUGUUACAUACAUAGUUGUUCACGAGUCAUCAGAAUAUGUUGUGAUCAAUAAUGAAUAAAUGGUGUUGCUUUUUUUGUCAUUCUUUUUUGUUAUACUCAUAGUGUAUGUUCUGUAGCUCUACAAAGUUGAAUCUAUAAGAGUGAAGCACACCAAAAUCAAGACUUCAUGUUACAUACAUUAGUUGUUCACGAGUCAUCAGAAUAUGUGAUCAAUAAUGAAUAAACGGUGUUGCUUUUUUGUCAUUCUUUUUUGUUGUACUUGAGAUAAUGCACUAUUAAACUCGAAUAUUUGUUUGUACUGGGAAGGCUGCUCAUUGCUACUCCAAAAUUGAAUAAUUC
This is a messenger RNA of Cuscuta epithymum, 1158 nucleotides long. NCBI's taxonomy places the organism in Eukaryota, Viridiplantae, Streptophyta, Magnoliopsida, Solanales, Convolvulaceae. The record is from the annotation of a GenBank genome assembly.